Truncatella angustata is the source of this 2307-nucleotide messenger RNA. RefSeq lists its product as uncharacterized. Gene Ontology annotation, biological process: DNA-templated transcription; regulation of DNA-templated transcription. Gene Ontology annotation, cellular component: nucleus. The coding region runs from base 1 to 2307 and encodes 768 amino acids. Gene Ontology annotation, molecular function: DNA-binding transcription factor activity, RNA polymerase II-specific; zinc ion binding; DNA binding. The transcript is spliced from 4 exons. The record is from RefSeq and is a predicted model, not a curated record. NCBI's taxonomy places the organism in Eukaryota, Fungi, Ascomycota, Sordariomycetes, Amphisphaeriales, Sporocadaceae.
AUGGAGAUGGAAGAUAUGAGUCUCGAAGUGGCUGAGAAGGAUACAGCAGCGGAAAUCGCAGCUGAAGCGGCGGUGGCCGACCCGGCAAACCGACCAGCAAAACGCUCGUCGAAUACACGAACAUGCCAGCCAUGUCGAUUGAGAAAGGUCAAAUGUCUAAUCGGCGACGGGACCUCAUGCGCCAAUUGUGAACGGUUGGGAUUUACUUGCUCCUUCGCGGAUACGUCGCCACAAGGAGACGGAGACAAUGCGGCUCAAGUGACUCUGCCACGAAGGCGCGUAAGGCUCGCCUGCAUUAACUGCCACUCAAGAAAGGCGCGCUGCAGCGGCGACACGCCAACAUGUGCACGAUGCCAGACUCAAGGCAUCGAAUGUGUUUACCGGCCCACAAAGAGAUCCGGAGGUGCUAUGACCGGACAGGCGGGAAUUUCAGAUCAUGAUUCGGUCUCAUCGGAACCACCAGAGAAGAGGAGAAUGACCAAUGAGGACGCCUGUUCAAGAAAUACCAGGGUCGGGGUAAACGAUCAGGCAAACUUUGGUGGAGGUUACGGCUCAUGGCCUCCAACUCACGAAUCAAACGUUACCUUUCCAGAUGAAACCAUCAUCGCGCGGACAUUCAACAACUUCUUCCGCCAUAUACACCAUGUCCCAGUCUUUUCUUUUCUGCAUCGCGCAUCUCUCAUGCAAAGAUAUCAUGCUGGGAUGAUGGAUAAGCCUUUACUGCUUGCUCUGGUUGGCAUCACAUCGCUACUCACAGAUUUGGGCCCGGGUAUGAGAGAGUAUGGAACAAAGUGUAUUGACGAGUGUCAGAGGAUGAUAUUGGCGGACUUGGAAAACCCUUCAACAAUCAAAAUCCAAGCUCUGGUUUUCAUAAUGAAACAUCGGAUGCUCAAUCGCCGCUUCACUGCUGCCUUCAUGCUGGCAUCUCUAGCUGGGCGAUUUGCGUAUGCGCUUCGCCUUAACUAUGAAAACCCGAGCUUGUGUUUUCUGGCUAGAGAAUCACGGAGAAGAUUGAUGUGGGCAUUUCUGACCAUCGACUCGGGAAUCAAUGGAGGCUAUCCCGACUUUACGAUUCUGCCGUCGGAGGCACUGCAUAUCCAGCUGCCUUGCAACGAGCGGAACUUUGAAUUCGAUCUUCCUCAAGUCACAGGACACCUGACGCCGAUUCCGACGACGCCUUUUCCCGAUGAUGUAGGGUCAUUGGCACUUCACGUGCGCUUGCUUUGGAUCAGGAGCAGAAUCCUGUAUCGCACGAAAAAUAUCGUUGCGACACCCGAACCAGAACUUGCCGAGUUGCCUCGACUUGUGGAUGCGCUUGCGCAAGAGUUGAAACUCUUUAACGAACAACUUCCGGCUUCAUUCCGGUUUUCGGAGAGCAAUUUGCGAUUACGCGCAUACUCUCCCCGACUGUGUGUCUUCAUCAUGAUGCAUAUCUGGUUCCAUCAGUGCUACUGCGAUCUAUACCGCAUAGUCAUGACGGGCUUGAAGGAAGCGCUACCACGAUCAGCUCUUGAUAGACUGCCUCACCAGUUCGUGGCUUUGUGCGAGAAGCAAUGUAUUGAGCAUGCCCUAGCCAUCGUGGAAAUAUUCAGGCUUACCAUAUCACUCGAUGGAGGGCUUCCAGUAACUGACCUUGACUUGUCCGCAUGUGCUUACCAAUGCGCAAGGAUGCUUUACUUCGCUCAUCAUCUGAACUCUAGCGAGUUUCAGCUGACUGCUGACCAAGUACAUGACCAUGCACAGAAGUGCCUACAGAUCACACGGCACAUGAUGCAUAUACCGGCAGGUCAUGCUAUUCACGCCGAUCUUGAAAAGCUUGUCUCGCGCGGAUUAUCUGCCAGUACAACACCUAGCCAUCCGGGCAGUCCUGACAACACAAGAAACCCACCCAGACAGAUUCUAUCUCGACACAAUCCUGUAAAUCAAAUGAACAUCAUUGAUCAUAGCGAAAUCCCGCCGGCACAGUCACCAUCGAUACCCCUCUUAUCGCCACUCAAUCAUAGUAAUAUUAGUGGUGGCUCUGAUCAUCAUACUCCUGUGUCUCAGGUUACCCCCGGAAAUCGCCAAGUGGUUUUCGGAGAGGUGCCACCCUAUAUCAACGAAAUGAAUCUACCAAAGCCUAAUUUACCGCCCGUUGACCCGCCAGAAGGAUUGGACAACAACAACGCGUUUGAAGGUGCGAUGGAUGGAUUCGACUUCAAUUUCGAAUCUUUCGGCAAUACGGGUCUUGAAUCAGUCUCUUGGUUCUCUCAGGACUGGCUAAACCAGCCGGAACUUCAAACAGUAGGAAUCCCGUUUCAGACCUGA